GGUUAUUGCAUGCCUUAAUGAAUUAGGUCUUCUUUACAAAUUAACACCACCGGCAGAUUAUUAUGUUGGUUUAAAAGACAAGGACUAUCUUGCUAAGGAACACCCUUUCGAAGCAAAAAAUUAUGAUAUUAAUUAUAACAAACAUAAUAAUACAAUUUUAGUCCCUCACGAUAUCCGCGAAGUAAUUAAACAAUUCAUGCCCUAUGAAUCAUUUUAUUAUGAUCCACCAGUCUCAAAAAUGGUGUUUCGAGAGUUAUAUGUGAAAUAUAUGGGUAAAACUUCGGAUCCUGCAAUAAUUAACCAAGCCCGUGAAAAAACCGAAGAAGUUUUGAAUAUUUAUGAUAAACUUUUAGAAGGAAAAGAAUACUUGAAUUGA
This is a messenger RNA of Racocetra persica, 376 nucleotides long. The record is from the annotation of a GenBank genome assembly. NCBI's taxonomy places the organism in Eukaryota, Fungi, Glomeromycota, Glomeromycetes, Diversisporales, Gigasporaceae.